Thyridium curvatum is the source of this 657-nucleotide messenger RNA. RefSeq lists its product as uncharacterized. The transcript has a single exon. Lineage: Eukaryota; Fungi; Ascomycota; Sordariomycetes; Thyridiales; Thyridiaceae. Bases 1 to 657 code for a protein of 218 amino acids. The record is from RefSeq and is a predicted model, not a curated record.
AUGGCUCCCGCCGCACAAGCCGAUAACAGGCUCUGCAAAGCCAGGGCUCUCAAGCCCCCUCCCAAGACCCCUCGCAAGACCCCUCGCAAGCCAGUCAUGAGCGGGCCAGACAUGAGCGAGCCAGACAUGAGCGAGCCACUGAGCUGUGGCCACUCGGUCCCUUUGGUCAACGGUCCCAGCGGCGUCCGGGGGCUUCGCCUCGCCGGCCGCCGUUUCACGUUCAACACGCCAACCUUCCGCGCGCGGGCCGUCUGCGACUCGUGCCGGGACGAGAUUAUCGAGAUGCAGUUCGAGCAAAUUGUUAAAGAGCAGGCUGACUUCUCUCGGCGGCUUGACGCUGCCACGCUGCAAGAGGCUGCCCGGCUGUGCCGGUCGCUCGAGCAUCGCCCCAUCGGCAGCGGACGGAUGGCUUGCGGGCACGUCCACGAGGGCGCGCUCUCUGUCAAGAACGGACAGCGGUAUAUCAGGUUCACACUCUUUGAGGAGUACGAAGACACGGUCGAGAGCCGCUCGGGCUGGGUGUGCAACUCGUGUCGCGAUGCGAACAUGGUCAGCAUGGGGUAUUGCAACAACGACCGUGGGGGAGACGCAGGGAACAAGCGCAAGAAGAAGAAUUUGUCUUUUGACAAGCGGCCGGCCAAGCGGGUUAGGAUAUGA